AUGGAUGACAAGGGCUGCAAGAUUCAUGCUACUGUUAGGAAGACUUUGAUAUAUCGAUUUCAGUCUUCGCUAACUGAGGGAAAAGUAUACCAGAUUUCCUACUUUGGUGUGGGCGAGAGCGGACGUGAUUUUCGCCCGAUCGAGCAUCCAUUCAAGAUCAACUUUGAUAUUCAGACUUCUGUACGACUACUACCUAACAAGGCUAUCAACAUAACGCCAUGUAAUUGGAAUUCUAACGGGCGCAAGUGGAGAACAGGAGUUCGAAAAGGAUGUGUUCGUGUUGAAUGUGCUUUUUUCGGGAAAUAUGUUUCUGAGGUCAUUGGUUAUCUUUCAUCGGUUGAUGCAACCAAUGCUGUCGUGGUUGUACAGUGUUGUAAGAUCAAGUCAUUCAAAGGUAAGACUAACAUUCAAAACGUUUAUGGUGCUACUAAGGUCCUUUUUAAUCCUCAGAUUCAAGAAGCUGCCCCUCUCCGUGCUCGCAUUAUUGACAAAACUCCAUCAGUGUUUUCAUCUAUAGCAGUACCCCCGUUAUCAGUGGAAAAUUACAACUACAGUACCCCAUUUAAUUCAAAAGAGUUUGCUGAUUGGUUGCUUCAAGUGGGAGACGGAACAGUUACAACCAUUGGUGAAGCCGAACCACUCAUUGAGAUUUCUCCAGAUCUUCUUAUUGAACCGUGUAAGGAUCCCUUACUUGAAAUAGUAAAUUUUUCAUAUCCGAAACUUUUGAUGAAUUUGGAAAAAAAUUCAUUCUUCCAAGGAAGAGCAAUCCUUGCACCAACACUUGAAAGUGUAGAGGAAAUAAACAACUUUAUGUUAGCUAUGAUUCCUGGCGAUGAAACAGAGUACUUGAGUUAUGAUACUCCAUGCAAGUCCGAUGAAGAUUCGGGUGUCAAUGCAGAAUGGUUUACAUAUGAAUUCUUAAAUGAUUACAAAUGCUCCGGAAUCCCAAACCAUCAGAUUAAACUAAAAGUCGGUGUCCCUAUCAUGCUUAUUCGAAACAUUGACCAAGCUGCAGGUAUAAAUAAAAGUCAAGCAGCUUAUUGGUCAUCUAACUUGAAGGAUAAUUCAUUUGCUAUAAGGUUAUGUUGCUCAAAUAUUGAAUUGGUAGCAAAAUUCAACUUCAAGUUUGAAGUCAUUAUCACUGAACAUGGACAACAAGUUCUAUUAAGCGAUCAUGCUGUUGACAUUUUUGUCAUUUUUUAA
Messenger RNA from Lotus japonicus, 1203 nucleotides. RefSeq lists its product as uncharacterized. NCBI's taxonomy places the organism in Eukaryota, Viridiplantae, Streptophyta, Magnoliopsida, Fabales, Fabaceae. The transcript is spliced from 8 exons. The record is from RefSeq and is a predicted model, not a curated record. The coding region runs from base 1 to 1203 and encodes 400 amino acids.